Aphanomyces invadans is the source of this 527-nucleotide messenger RNA. Its product is annotated as tRNA (cytidine(34)-2'-O)-methyltransferase. The annotation marks the transcript as partial. Gene Ontology annotation, biological process: wobble position uridine ribose methylation; wobble position cytosine ribose methylation. Gene Ontology annotation, molecular function: RNA binding; RNA methyltransferase activity. NCBI's taxonomy places the organism in Eukaryota, Oomycota, Saprolegniomycetes, Saprolegniales, Verrucalvaceae. The transcript has a single exon. The record is from RefSeq and is a predicted model, not a curated record.
AAAUGUUUCAACUGGCGCUGUUCCAGCCGCGAAUUCCACCCAACUGUGGCAACAUCAUGCGCUUAGCAGCGAACAAUGGGUGCAUUCUACACCUCAUUGAGCCGUUUGGCUUCAACCUGGACGAGAAGAGCGUGCGGCGAGCAGGACUAGACUACCGUGAUAUGGCAGUAGUCCGUCGCCAUGCCAACUUCGAAGCGUUCCGCGAAGCCGUGUCGGGUAGUCGCAUUCUCGCGUGCACAACCAAAGGCAGCCGACCAUACACACAAGUCCAGUACCUUCCAGGCGACGUGCUUCUGUUCGGAUCGGAAACCAGUGGACUUCCCGAUGAAGUCCGCAACAACAUCUCGGAAGACCUUCGCAUUCGGAUUCCCAUGUUGCCGGAUUCGAGAAGCCUCAAUUUGGCCAAUUCCGUUUCCAUCAUCAGCUACGAAGCUUGGCGUCAAAACGACUUCAAAGGUGGUGUCUAGUAGUAUCGAGGCAAGUCGAGUUUCACCUAAUAUUGUACCAUAUGCGUAAAACGAUGAGAG